ACUUUAUUUUCCCCGCGAAACUCUUCAUCCGUGCGGCUUGGUGACCGUCGGUUGUUGUCCGCUUCGGAAAAGAAAAACCCUUCUUCUUCCUCGGCUUUCAAAGAUCUACCUGCAGCAUGUCUGGCUUUGACGACCCCGGAGUUUAUUACAGCGACAGUUUCGGAGGAGGAGAAGCUCCCGGCGGAGAUGAAGGAGGACAGAAACGGAUCCAGAUUAAGAAGAGAUUCCGCGAGUUUCUGCGCCAGUUCCGAGUGGGAACCGACCGCACCGGUUUUACAUAUAAAUACAGAGAUGAGCUGAAGCGGCAUUACACUUUGGGGGAGUACUGGGUGGAGGUGGAGGUAGAGGACCUCGCCAGCUUCGAUGAAGAUUUGUCUGACUGCCUUUACAAGCAGCCCAAUGAAAACCUGCCCUUGUUGGAGGAAGCUGCUAAGGAGGUAGCGGACGAGGUAACCCGUCCCCGGCCUGUUGGCGAGGAGACUGUCCAGGACAUCCAGGUCAUGUUAAAGAGCGACGCGCAUCAUGCAUCCAUUCGCAGCCUCAAGUCGGAGCAGGUGUCUCGUCUGGUGAAGGUUCACGGCAUCAUCAUCUCGGCCACAGCGGUCAAAGCGAAAGCCACCAAGGUGUGUCUGCAGUGCCGCGGCUGCCGCAACGUCCUCAACAACAUCCCGCUCCCUCCGGGGCUGCAGGGCUACGCUCUGCCGCGCAAGUGUAACAGUGAGAAUGUCGGCAGGCUCAAGUGUCCCGUGGAUCCUUACUUCAUCAUCCCGGACCGCUGCGCUUGCGUUGACUUCCAGACGCUCCGUCUGCAGGAGGCCCCUGACGCUGUGCCCCAUGGAGAGAUGCCCCGCCACCUCCAGCUCUACUGCGACAGGUAUCUGUGCGACCGCGUGGUGCCUGGUAACAGGGUGACCAUCAUGGGGAUCUACUCCAUCAAAAAAGUUGCUGCAACGAAGGGUAGAGCAGGCAAGGAGAAGGGCGUCGGCGUCGGGAUUCGCUCAUCCUAUCUGCGAGUGGUCGGCAUUCAGGUGGACACGGAUGGAGCAGGUCGUGGAGCCACCGGAUCCGUGUCUCCACAGGAGGAGGAGGAGCUCAGAGCGCUCGCUGCCUCUCCUAACGUCUACAACUCUCUGGCGAGCUCCCUGGCUCCCUCCAUCUACGGCAGCGAUGACCUGAAGAAGGCCAUCACCUGCCUGUUGUUUGGCGGCUCCAGGAAGAGGCUGCCUGACGGUCUGACCCGUAGAGGCGACAUCAACCUGCUGAUGCUGGGAGAUCCGGGAACAGCAAAGUCUCAGCUGCUGAAGUUUGUGGAGAGAUGCGCUCCGAUCGGGGUUUACACCUCAGGCAAAGGCAGCAGUGCUGCCGGGUUGACCGCCUCGGUGCUGAGGGACCCGGUCACCCGUGGGUUCAUCAUGGAGGGCGGAGCCAUGGUGCUGGCCGACGGCGGGGUGGUAUGCAUCGACGAGUUUGACAAGAUGAGAGAAGACGACAGAGUGGCGAUCCAUGAGGCCAUGGAACAGCAGACCAUCUCCAUCGCAAAGGCGGGCAUCACCACCACUCUGAACUCGCGCUGCUCGGUGCUCGCCGCCGCCAACUCUGUGUUUGGCCGCUGGGACGACACCAAGGGAGAGGACAACAUCGACUUCAUGCCCACCAUCCUGUCCCGUUUUGACAUGAUCUUCAUCAUCAAGGACCAGCAUGACCACCAGAGGGACAUGACGCUGGCUCGCCACGUCAUGAACGUCCACCUGAGCGCUCAGACGCAGACGGAAGGCGUGGAGGGCGAGAUUUCUCUGGCCACCUUCAAGAAGUACAUCGCCUACGCCAGAACUAAAUGUGGCCCUCGGCUUUCGCCGGCGGCCGCCGAGAAGCUGAAGAAUCGUUACGUGGUGAUGAGGAGUGGCGCCAGAGAGCACGAGAGAGAGACGGACAAGCGGCCCUCCAUCCCCAUCACCGUCAGGCAGCUGGAGGCGAUCAUCCGCGUCGCAGAGUCUCUGGCUAAGAUGAAGCUGCAGCCUGUAGCUGGAGAAGAAGAGGUGGACGAAGCCCUGAGGCUCUUCCAGGUGUCCACUCUGGACGCCGCUCUGUCCGGCAGCCUCUCUGGAGUGGAAGGAUUCACCACACAGGAGGACCAGGAAAUGCUCUCCCGCAUCGAGAAGCAGCUGAAGAGACGUUUCGCCAUCGGCUCCCAGGUUUCCGAGCACAGCAUCGUCCAGGACUUCACCAAGCAGGUCAGCAUGCUUCCAUCCCAUUUAUUCAAGCUUUGGAAUCAGACCAUCGGAGCAUUGCAUUUCACACUGGAAGGAUCUAAGAAAGUCAGACUUCUACUCUAGAAGUACCAAACAACC
Messenger RNA from Cyprinodon variegatus (sheepshead minnow), 2348 nucleotides. RefSeq names its product minichromosome maintenance complex component 5 (gene mcm5). The coding region runs from base 117 to 2333 and encodes 738 amino acids. The transcript has 14 exons. Gene Ontology annotation, cellular component: nucleus; MCM complex. The record is from RefSeq and is a predicted model, not a curated record. Gene Ontology annotation, biological process: DNA replication; DNA replication initiation; double-strand break repair via break-induced replication. NCBI's taxonomy places the organism in Eukaryota, Metazoa, Chordata, Actinopteri, Cyprinodontiformes, Cyprinodontidae. Gene Ontology annotation, molecular function: ATP binding; single-stranded DNA helicase activity; DNA replication origin binding.